GCGAAGCGAUCCUGUUUACUAGUGACUCCAACUUUACACACAUAUCGGAAAAUUCAGUUUCAACGGCAAUUUUGUCACGACUUGACACGGUCCAUUUCUUACUUGAACUUUGUCCAGCAAAGGGAGCGAUCCUAUUUACAAGCGACUCGUACAUACAUCUGCAAAUUUUAACGAUCCGUCAAGAGUCUCUCCGAAAUGGAUUUGCAACCACGAGGUCACAUUUCCCAACCACCAUUCCUGCGCGUUAUUCUACCAAAGGUCCUCGCAAGAAGAGUACAUAAUUCCGAAAUGGCUUUGGAACCACGAGGUCAACGGGAAGAGCACGUUUCCCAGCCACCACAUCUCGCCCUUAUUCUUCCAGAGAUACUCGACGUAAUAAUGUCCUACGUCCCGACCACCGAUCUCCUCGCCAGUGUCACCCACGUUUCCCGAGGGUGGGAAGACGCCGCUCGACACCACCUCGCCUCCCGCUCCCUCGUCGACCUCACCCCCACCAACAUGCCCGCCUACCUGGACACUGCUAAAACCUGCCCCUACCCCCACAAACGUGUCCACCUCUCCGAUUUCAACUUCCCCCAAAUGUCCCCCGAGGAGUCCAAUCUUCUCCAAGCGUUCAUCUCGUCCCCCUCGACUGUCCGCAUCACCGAGCUCCACCUGGACUACUUCCCCCACGGAGGGGAACCCAUCCCCGCCCAAAUUCUCGCCCUGCUGUCGACCUCCCCCUCCCUAAAAUACGUCCACUUUUCUCCCAAAGAAUUUACCCCAGAAAUGUUCCAACCUUUCGCCAUGUGCCCGACACGUGUCAAAUUUCCCAACGUUACCAAACUCGGGAUUGACCUGCCUCAAACGCUCUACUUCGGGGACAUGUCGACAAACAUAGUUCGUUCAGUCAGCCAAGAAACUAUCCGCGGAAUCGUGGCAUUAUUUCCGAAUUUAAAAAGGCUACAGUGUGACACCCUUCCACAAGAUUUAGUGGAAUAUUUCCUCUCCGGAAACUUAUCCAUUGAGGAAAUUUCACUCAGACUGGAUAGAACAAUUAAACAACGACCACUUUCAAUCGUAUCGAGGUCAAUUUUUCUGACUCAGAUCGAAUUUAAAAUUGACACUUUUAACAAGUCGACGGAUCAUCACGCAAUUCUCGCCACGUUUGCGGAUAGGUUGGAAAAAUUGAAAAUUUCCGGGGUGGAUGUCGUCUCUCCGGAAUUUUGUAAUUUAAUUCGUGCCGGGACAAUUACGCUGCCAGAGGUGUUGCCAAAAUUAAAAAGUUUGGAAAUUUCUAUUUGUCCGGUUACUCUGUAUUGUCGAUUUUUGAGGGCCCCAAAAAAUUCCCCGAAAGUUCCUGCGCUUAAUUUGAAAUUUUCCAAGGCAGAGGAAUGUGUCCAGUAUGCUAACCAAUUUCCCGUCUUGGAAAAAUUUGUAGUUUCAAAAGUAAAUUAUUCCGCUCAUCCGCUAAAUGAGGUGGAAUGGUUUGAAAUUUCGGCAGCACUUUUAUACAAAUUUUUCCUGCAUGGAGAAUCUCUUACGGUGCAAAAUGUUCACGUUCCGCUACCUCCGAAGGGUAUGAAAAGGUUUAAACUGCUUACUAAUUUUCCUGAUUGUCAGAACAAAUUCGCUGCCGAGAGGGUAUUAUGUUCUCAAUUUUUUAGAAGAAUGGUGACAACGUUUCCAAAUUUGAAUACAAAUUUGGAAAGGGUUUGAGCGAGUUUAUGUAAAUUGUGUAGGAAUAUGUGCGGAUGUAACACAAAGAAUGCAUUCUUUGUAUUACAUCCGCACAUAUUCCUACAAUUUAUUUCGAUUCGAAUGGCGUGAAGUAGAUUUCGUGUAAGAUUGUGUGCAUUUUAUGUGCAUUUUACGCUCAGUUUAUGAAGAAGAAAGUCAAUUUUUGUUACGAAAAUGUAAUUAAUUUUUAAUAUGAAUAGUUUAUGGUUUGCAGAGAAAAUGUAUGUAUGUAGUUAAUUUUAAAUAUAAAUAUGAACGGGACAGUUUUUAUUACUAAAAUGUUGUUAAUUAUGAAUAUAAAUACUUAAUCGGAUCGGAAUGUGUGUGGUUUAGCAGCGGAUGUAAAUGGUAAAAAAAAUGAUGUGAAGUUGAUUUCUAGCUAAAACUUGUGUAUUUUAGGGAGAAAAAAUUCAGUUAAAUUUAUGUUACAAAAAUGUACUAUAUUUUUAAUAUGAAUAUG
Molecule: messenger RNA, 2179 nt
Organism: Folsomia candida
Lineage: Eukaryota; Metazoa; Arthropoda; Collembola; Entomobryomorpha; Isotomidae
Exons: 5
Coding region: 196-1698 (500 amino acids)
Molecular function (GO): protein binding
Source: RefSeq, a predicted model, not a curated record